Penicillium expansum is the source of this 1851-nucleotide messenger RNA. RefSeq lists its product as uncharacterized. Bases 1 to 1851 code for a protein of 616 amino acids. The record is from RefSeq and is a predicted model, not a curated record. NCBI's taxonomy places the organism in Eukaryota, Fungi, Ascomycota, Eurotiomycetes, Eurotiales, Aspergillaceae. The transcript has 2 exons.
AUGAGUUUGGAUCGUGUCAUUCAGGACUCUGACGAGGAUGAACCCUUUGAGGGGGAUGACCUUCCCCCCUCUGCCAAUCACCUCCACCCCUCCGAGCCCGCAUUGCCGCAGGAAUAUCAACAUGCCCCCGCCAAACAGACAACCCACAAUGCAGUGUAUGAACACGAUCAUACCCCUGAUGAAAGCAUGUUCCCACAGCUGAAUGUCAAUUUUGAUGAGUUCCUCCAAUCGCAAGAACAGGGCCAUUCAAUGCUAUCAUCGUCGCAGCAGCGGCGGGAGGACAGAUGGAUACCCUCUACCAGUGACGGAGGAAGUGGGUCGGUUGGCGUCAUGAUGACGGAGAUCGGACUCGCGCAGAGAAGACUUCUGGACGACGACCUCUCAAGUGCAAGCAUACCACUCCCUUCUACAGCCGCCCUGUACUCGACAGAAUCCUUUCAAUCCGCGCGGUUUCCUACCAUACCAAGUUAUCACUCGUAUCAGAUGGAUCAACCGGAGAGUGGCAGCUUCGCAUAUAAUCCAGCACCCAUUAGUCCCUACGUUGAUACAAACCAGACAUUAUUGCCCACUAGACAGGGUAUCUACGAUUUGGCUCCACCUGCCGCCACUAACUCAAUGACUUCGCCUCCAAAACUCAUCCCUCACCAAGCUACCGAGUCCUUCAUGGGACAGAACCUACGCUCAAACCCACAAUCAAACCUACACCAGGAAGCCUCUCAGCCCAAAUCUCAGCCGGCUCCCUGUUCCCCCCAUGACACCGAGCCUCUCUCUUCCAUUGUAUCCAUGCGAUUCAGCGAAGCAAAGAUCACCACAGCCGGAACCAGUCUCAUUUCCCCGCAGCAAUCCCAGUCAAGCGCGCACGACGAGCUUGCUCUGCCAGCUAUCAUGCCAACCGUGCCAGAGGUCGACACGCCCGGUGCAAUCAAGAAGCGAGGACGGCCCAAGAAACAACUCAUACCAGAUAACGACGAGGAUGAUGAGCUAGCCAACUCUCGAGACCACGAGUUCAAACAUCCUGGCGCAAAUGGUGCGAUUAACCCCUCCGAUAUCGAAGAGACCACGGAAGAUAAUACCCCAGCCUCGAGCGGAGUCUCCGAAGAGACUGACGAAGAAAAUAUAGAAGCAGCCCCCAAGCCCGCAAAAUCAGGACCCAAGGAGCCGAAAAAGAAGAAAGCCAAAAAAAGCAAGACGACACCUGCCCCGAAGCCCGAUGAAGAAGACGACGUGAUAUGGGUAGACACGAAGCCUCUCAGCGUGGAGCCUUCAACCGGGAAUGCUACCCCACAGACAGAAACACCAGAGCCCCAAAGACAGGAUUUAGACUCCAAUGUUUUGGACUCAAACCCGCCUGUUGAUCCCGAGGCAGCGAUUUCUGCAGUUGAAGACAAGACGCAAAAAGCUGAAAAACCAGUGCCCAAGAAACGCGGACGCAAGCGAAAGCAACCAACCGAACAAGCGGAAACACCAUCAGAGUCCGCAGAUACACCCGAACCAAACAAGCCACCCUCCGGAGCCCAGACUCCUGCGUCGAAGUUGGCCGUCGUUGUCGAUAAUAGUCCCAGGUCCAUGCUCGAAGCUAACACCGGUAACAACGAUACAUCUGCUAUUCCAAGCAACGACCAGAACCCCCGACCACUUCCUGGACCCGACCCUCUCCCUGAAACUACAAUUGAUACCCCCCAGCCUCAGACUCCUUCGAAGCCCGAUGCUGCAUCUGUCAAUACACCACAGAACGUAGGAAAGGGCCCGGAUAAGCAUAGUCCCAUCUCGGCGCGGAGUGGGGUGCCUUACCGCGUAGGAUUGAGUAAAAGGGCGAGGAUUGCGCCCUUGCUUAAGAUGGUGCGGAAGUAG